Dermacentor silvarum is the source of this 460-nucleotide messenger RNA. RefSeq lists its product as uncharacterized. NCBI's taxonomy places the organism in Eukaryota, Metazoa, Arthropoda, Arachnida, Ixodida, Ixodidae. The coding region runs from base 88 to 405 and encodes 105 amino acids. The record is from RefSeq and is a predicted model, not a curated record. The transcript has 5 exons.
AUAUAAAGUAUAGCUGAAGCGAACUUUGUCACAAGUUCUGGUAUAGCCGUAAGUGGUUCUGCAUCGACAAAGUAACAAGAAACCAGAAUGAAGUUAGCAGUUACCUUUCUAGUGGUGAUUCUCGCAGUGACAGGUACAUGUGGAAGCCCCGAGUACCAAAGAGAUGAAGUGGACGAGGAUGACGCAACGACACCAUACUGGAAGAAGCCUGUCGGCUGGAUUUUAGAGCAGUUGGGAAAGUGGCUCCAACGGUCAGCCGAGGCCUCGCCGGCUUUAUAUUCUGCAGAAGACGCGGCCGAUUUCCCUGAAGACGCCACGAUUGAGCACAUCAGAAGGGUUGCACAGCUUCUCAACAAGGUUGCGGAUGCGGUAGAAAAGGGAGAGAAGGUCUACCUCUUCGACUAGGUGCCAUGUUGCACUCUGUCGUUCAAGAGAGAAAAUAAAUGAAUGAUCCGCUUUA